UACAACACCACCAGGCAUCAUGGCGGAACUGGGGAUGUCAACAGGCGAACUCGUAAACAACGCGAAACCUGCUCGGGCUGCGCAAUACAUCGCUGCUCUAUCAGCAACGAUGGGAGCCCUCUGCUUCGGCACAGCACUCGGUUACUCCUCCCCGGCGGGCAUCUUACUGACCAGCAACUCCACCGACAACUCCACUCUGCAGCUGAGCACCGUCGAAAACAGCUGGUUCUCCUCGUCAGUCAACCUCGGGGCACUCGUAGGAGGUCCCAUCGGCGGCCUCUGCAUCAACGCCAUCGGCCGGAGGGGAACCAUGCUCGCCCUCUUCCCGUUUUUCUUCGGGUCGUGGGUGAUCAUCGCUCUUGGUCAAAACUUCGCCAUGCUUUUGGUGGGUCGCAUCAUCGCUGGAUUGUGCACAGGGAUAGUGUGCAUUGCAGCUCCCACUUACAUCGGGGAAUUUGCCUCUGCUGAUAUCAGGGGAACGUUAGGCGCAGGAUUCCAGCUGAUGGCGGGGGUUGGCAUUCUCUACGCAUACAUCUUCGGUGCCUUUAUAGACAGCUGGCAAAUAUUGGCAGUUGUAUGCGCUGUCCCGACGAUCAUUUUCUGCGUGUUAAUGGUCUUUUCCAAGGAGUCCCCGAGUUACCUGCUUUCUAAAGGGAAGGAUAAGGAGGCCCAGGAGUCUAUGCGAUACUUCAGAGGAUCUGACUACAACAUCGAGCCGGAGAUGCAGAUGCUGAAACAGAGCCUCGAUGACUCCAAAGCAAACAAGGCUUCUUUCUCAGACCUCAAGCAAUCGUAUAUAUUGAAGCCUCUCCUUAUUUCCCUUGCACUGAUGUUAUUCCAGCAGCUUUCGGGCGUCAACGCUGUUCUCUUUAACUUGAAGGCUAUCUUUCAGGAGUCAGGGACAGACCUCUCCGAUGACGUCAGCUCCAUCAUCGUCGGCGUAGUUCAGAUUCUGGCCACUGUUGUCGCUAGUGUGCUUAUGGACAGAGCCGGCAGGAAAUUUCUUCUGCUCUCAUCUUCGGGAGCCAUGACAGUUGCUCUCGUGGGUCUUGGAGUCUUCUUCUACUUGAAAGACAAUGGUGACGUCAGCGCCCUAGGAUGGCUUCCUAUCACGUCAUUAAUGGUGUUCAUUGCGGCUUUCAGUUUCGGCUUCGGACCUAUCCCGUGGCUUAUGAUGAGCGAACUUUUCACACCCAACGUCCGUGAAGCUGCCAGUGGUCUAAGUACAAUGACAAACUGGGGAAUGUCUUUCAUUGUCACGUAUUUCUUCGAGAGUAUGCGGGAUGCGAUCCACGAAUACGGCGUGUACUGGCUCUUCGGUGGCAUCUGCGCCGUCAGCUUGGUCUUCUGUCUCCUGGUGGUGCCGGAGACGAAGGGAAAGACCCUGCAGGAGAUCACGGCGAUGUUUGGAGGUCCUACCACGUCCCCAACGCCCGCCAGAUCUUCAUCGUCUUCGUCAGCGUCCGAGAAACAGAGAUGGUAGACCUGAAGGACAUACUCGUCGCGGUUGGUUGAAGGAUCGACUGGUCACGGAUGGUUGGAGGAUCUGCUCGGGAUGGAUCGUUGGAGGAUCUUCGAGCCAUGAAUUACUCCAAGGAUCGGGAAAGAGAUCCUUGGGUUUCGAAGGCUAUCGCUGAGACGUGAGAUGGAAGGAUCCUUGAGAAGCGGAAGGCAUUGAGGUUUUCCCCCAAAUGGACUCAAAAGGACCAAAGGCAGUCGAUUGACUUUAAGAUUUCUUUUCUUUUUUAAUAGCAAAUGAAAUAAUUUACGAUACAAAAAGAAAGAAAGAAAGAAAAAAAACAACAUAAAACAGUAGGCUGCCUUUGGUAAAGAGAAGAGCAGAAUCCGCUCAGUGCAUGACAACCAUAUCAUGAAUAACCCAUGCUUUCCUGUUAAAGUCUGACUAGUACCAAUACUAGCUCUCAUUUUUUUAACAGAAACGAUAUAUCCAAAUGCAGCAGACCGAUGCGUUAUGUUUGAAAUGACUCUAGGUAAAUAUUGCAAUAUAAGGAACUAUGAUAUUAUUUGCAUAUAUCGCCAUGUUCAUUAUGCAUUUUAUACUACUGGCACUUUAAUCUUAAGCAUUUGUUCUACCAAAUACCACAUCACUACAUCCGUAUUAUAUCUUGCCUUAUUUAUGUAACUACCCCCCCCCCUUUUUUUCUUUAAUUGCCUACGUCCAUGCUGACGUUUCACUAGUUUAUUCACGAAUAUCUCGCCAUUUUAGAAGUAGUAUUUUGCAAUUGUAAAUAUAUGUUAAAUAGGAUAGCCGUUGUACUGAAAAGGUUAAGUUAUAUAAUAAUAAAUAUGUUGUUGA
Penaeus indicus is the source of this 2317-nucleotide messenger RNA. RefSeq names its product facilitated trehalose transporter Tret1-like. Gene Ontology annotation, cellular component: membrane. Gene Ontology annotation, molecular function: sugar transmembrane transporter activity. The record is from RefSeq and is a predicted model, not a curated record. The transcript has 9 exons. The coding region runs from base 20 to 1483 and encodes 487 amino acids. Lineage: Eukaryota; Metazoa; Arthropoda; Malacostraca; Decapoda; Penaeidae. Gene Ontology annotation, biological process: carbohydrate transport; transmembrane transport.